GACUGAGUUUGCAAUCGUUAUGGCCGUGGUGAUCCCAACACAGACACUGUUACCCCCGUCAGAGUGAGCUGUCAAACAGCAUGUGGUCAGCAGGAGAGUACGUGAUGUAACCUUCACUGAUAACUAUCUUAGUCACAACACUCAUGCUUAACAUCACAAGAUGAACACACUUAGACCUAGAAAAAGCCUUUCACUCUCCUUCACGCUCUCUGACUGUGUAUAGCCUAAACUUCCAUGUUGUGAUAUAGAAACGCAUACGAACUAGCAUAGAUAGACAAAAACAUGAAUCAUAUUCUUCAACAAAAACUUAUUUUUUAGUAGCAGUAGUAAGGAUUCUAAUAGAUUUGGUGGUUGAGUACAAAAAAAUACUGCAAGUCAGCAAACAUUCCUGGAUGUGUAUAUUUAGUUAAUCAUACGAUGGUCUCUCCUUCCUCUUCUCUGUGAUGCAAACACGCAAAACAUACUUCCCCAUUUAUCAGGUGCAAAACAGCUUUUUGCGGGUGUUGAGUCUUUGAGCAUCAGGAAUGGCCAUUAACUAAAUAUUUUGCUGACACAAGUAAACAACACCACACCUUGGGGCCAUGUGUGGGAUAGGGUAGGAAGGAUCUAAUGUCCAUCCAGCCACAACAACUAGCCUGUAGGAGAUCUGGUUCAAGACUUUUAGCUGGAGCACUAACCUAUUACAGCUACCUCAGGAAAAGACCAUAAAGGGAUAAAAGAAAAAUAGUGUUUUGAAGAGUGAGCACGCCCAUCUGUUCAGAAGCGAUUAAUCACUCAUCAAACCCACGAACCUAGAGUCUGACAGAGAGCCCCCCGGGUAAGAUGACAUUUCAUCACGGGACACGGACACACGCAAGACAGCAGUCCACAUAAACUACACGUCUUCGGAAGUUCGGCAGUAAAGUGCAAACUCCUCACAGACAGGAGGUACGACCACUGGGUGGACAUUGUUGGACGUUGACACCACUCUACAAGAGAAGGAGAUUUCUUCACUUUAGAGGGACUGACAUCCUGGAUACUAGGGUUCACUUACACCAUAUUGCAAGCCAGUGAGGUGUUUACACAAAACCUUGGACAAAGACUGGACACUGCGAGAUAUUAUCAGCAAGCCAGGAGAGAGAGAAGGAAGGACAAACACUGCAAAUAAAACAGCAGAAGAAGAAACUGCCAAGAGGAGGAAAGCCAGAGAUGGGGGACAUCUCACCUCAAAGAGAGGAACCUGACACCAAACCAGCAGCUGCUGAGAAGGAGGAAGACAAAGACAAGACAGAGUACGACAGAGCAUCAGCCCAAGACAAGAAUGAAAAUGAACGGGGGACAACAGAGGAAGAAAGAGGGGACCCAGUGGGAGGAGCCAAUGGAGAGAAUGCAGGGGCAGGGCCAUCAGAAGCAGCCUAUGAGAAAGAAGAAGGAAGUCCGAGAGGGGAGGGGCUGGAGAGUGCUAAACUUCAGGAGCAAAAUGACACGCAACCAGCGGAGAUAGAGGAGGGAGUGACGGAGAAAGGGGAAGACAAAGAGAGGGGAGAAACACCAACAGACGGCGAGAGAAACACAGAGUCAGGAAAGCAAAGCUUAGAAGAUAAGGAGAAGGAUGUUCAGAGAAAGGAGGAGAAACAAAGUGACAAACAAGCGAAAGGCGAAACGAAGGCAGAGAAUCCCGUGGAACGAGAGGAGGAGGCAGGACCCGAGAAAGCGAAGGAUGAUGCGAAGGGAAAAGCAAAAACCAAAAGGAAGCCGACCACCACGCCAGCCGCCCCCCCCGCCCUGUCCCGUCCCCGCAGCUCAGCGCACUCAUUGCGAGCUUCUACAAAGAAGGACAUAAUGGCCAAGUUCCAGAAGGACGCCGGAGAGAAACCGGUCACUCGCAAUUUCAAGGUGCAGAAGUCAUCUAUAGGUUCUGGGGGAGGCAUGGGAGGCUCCAUCAAGCAGAAGGUGCUCCAAUGGUGUCAGAACAAGACCCGUAAUUAUGAGAGCGUGUCCAUCGAGAACUUCUCCUCGUCUUGGGCAGAUGGCCUCGCCUUCUGCGCCCUGGUCCAUCGCUUCUUCCCCGACGCCUUCGAUUUCUCCUCUCUUCAAGCGGAUGAGAGAGAAAAGAACUUUACCCUGGCCUUCAGCACAGCAGAGUCAAAGGCUGACUGCUGCCCCCUACUGGAGGUGGAGGAUAUGAUACUAAUGGGGCACAAGCCUGACCCUCUGUGCGUCUUCACGUACGUGCAGUCCCUCUGUCAGCACCUGUCCAAGGUCGAGAAGGAAAGGAAAGAAAAGAAGGCAGCGAGCGAAGACAACCAGGGGGAAAGCAAGAAUGAACCUGAGGCUGGGGCGGAAGAGAGGAGCGAGGCGGGAGGUGAUAAGGGAGGUGGGGAGGCUGCAGAGGAGGCGAAGGGGAGAAGCGAAGGGGAGGGGGGAGAGGAAAAGGGUUUGGGGGAGGCGGCGAUGGAAGCCCAGGCCAAAGGGGAGGAGGGAGGUGGAGAGGAGGGGACGGUAGAGGAGGAACCAGCUGUCUGACGUCUAAUGGGCAAGAACAAAACACAAAAAGGAAAAGUAGCCAGUAGCGACUCGCUGAAGAGUACUGAACAAAAAGGACAGACGAUGAAUGGUUCCAUAAGCUACAUCAUCAAGUCUUAGACUGAGAAUAUGAUGCCAUGUGAAAGAGGCACAGUGGUGAAGAUAUUUCAGGUUUUCAAAAACUUACACGUUUUUGUGAAACAUCGAGAGAAAAGCAAGCUUAAUGUUCUCCUCGAAAAUUUUUGCAACGUUAUGCUUGUUUUUUUUUAACAUAAUUAAGAAAUACAAGGAUUGUCGUGUGAAUAAAGGAAACCAAUGUUUCUGUAAAACAUCAAAAUUUAUGUGGAUUUCGAAAGUUAAAAUGUACCACAUUGUGCUUCAAUAUUGUGUUCUACUUAGCUGUUAGAUUGUUGCCAUGUGUCGCAAAAAGAUAUUGCAGGAAAUUAGUUGUAAAUCCAGUGUUAUUUGUUAAUGCUACAUUAAUAAAAAAUAUUCAAAGUAAAACA
Molecule: messenger RNA, 3011 nt
Organism: Paramormyrops kingsleyae
Lineage: Eukaryota; Metazoa; Chordata; Actinopteri; Osteoglossiformes; Mormyridae
Source: RefSeq, a predicted model, not a curated record